AUGCAGACUUUUGGCAACACCUCCAACCUCCAGUUCGCGCUCCCCCACGCCGUCGAGCGCAAACAUUCGGCAGCAUGUUUGUUUUCAGAGGUCGAAGGGCACCCCCAGCCUCCUCGUCGUUGCACUGGCCACUGCGGUGCGACGACGCCGCUCCAGCCCCGCACUCCCACACUCUCCUCGCACCUUGGCGACACCGCGCGGCUGCGUGAGGUCAACAGCCUCGCCCUCUUACCACGGCCUCGCACUCCCCUCGCCCUUUUCCCCUUCGUCCUCCAGUUUUCUCGUUCGCCCGAGGAGCCAACACGCGGACCGCGAGGAGACACCGCGCAGCUGCGCGAGGUUGAUGGCCCCACUCUCGCACCACCGCUUCGCACUCCCCUCGCCCUUCGCCCCUCUGUCAGCCAAAUUCAAAGGCAGGAUACCAUCGAGAUAAUGAGCAACAUACAGUAUCAUUACCUCGAUUUGGUUGGCGCAGUGGUUCGGCAAGGCUCGUUCAUUGACAAGAUGUAUGCAUUUGGGUGGACCGAGCCGGGCUACUUCAAUGACAAGGAGGAUGAGCUCGUUCUGAUGCAUGCUACGGCCCGCUACCAUGCAUGUCCGGCUUUACUUUACAGAUUCUUGGACCUAAUGAGCUUGUCCCUGAUGUCGUUUUUUGUGCCAACGCUCGACAUCGAUCUCGUGUGCGACAUGCUCUCCGCGAUGCACGCGAGUGAGCACAAUGUGAUUGGAGCCGAGAAGUUCGCAUGGCGACGGCAGCGCGACGUGGAACACGUUCGCGCCGGGCGCAUGGAUGCGAAUGCAUUCGAGCGCGGGCGGGCGCACGACACGGCGUUCCCGAUGCCCGUGCCGUUCUAUCACCCUAUCAUGACGUGCGUCAUCAUCGCUAACCCCGACCUCCUCGUUCGCACGGGCAGCCGACACAUGAACGGCCAGGCACUGUUUGUUGUUUCCCGCCGCUCUGACCUGCUGGUUCCCUGCUUCAGCACUCCGGUUUAG
Molecule: messenger RNA, 996 nt
Organism: Sparassis crispa
Lineage: Eukaryota; Fungi; Basidiomycota; Agaricomycetes; Polyporales; Sparassidaceae
Exons: 6
Coding region: 1-996 (331 amino acids)
Source: RefSeq, a predicted model, not a curated record